CAGCAGACAGACAGGAUGUGGCCUUUUCACAAGGCUCUGCGACUGCGCACUCCGCUACGAAAUGUCGACGAUCUGCAAGCGGUGAUUUCUGGGUCUGCUCUUCUCAUAUUGCUAGUUUUCACCCGGACCGUCUCCUGUGGUUUCACAGAGUUCAACGUCAACGGAAAGGAAUACUUGCUGUCUCACGGGAUGAAACAGUUCAGCGAGACAGAGCGAGUGUGUGCCACUGUCAACGCCACCACAGCGCUCUUCAGGGACAACUCGGACAUUCUGGAGCUUCAACGUCAGUUACGAGAUCGCUCGGAGUACGACAGCUCAAUCAUGUGGGUCAAAACGAGACUGACGUACACUGGGAGCGGUAAGUUCAUUUGGGUGAUCCGCAGUGGGCUGUUUUAA
Messenger RNA from Aplysia californica (California sea hare), 396 nucleotides. RefSeq lists its product as uncharacterized. The record is from RefSeq and is a predicted model, not a curated record. The transcript is spliced from 4 exons. Lineage: Eukaryota; Metazoa; Mollusca; Gastropoda; Aplysiida; Aplysiidae. The coding region runs from base 16 to 396 and encodes 126 amino acids.